UGCUUAAACCCCUCAAAAAUCUAAUCUUUAGUUCUUCAUGUUUUGAUUCUUUAACUUUUUGUUUUAGCUUCAAAAUCCCUCUUUUAGAUUGCUGCAUUUGCUUUGCUGGAGUUAUUGGUUAAAAAAUUGUUUCCUGAUACACUUUUUUUGGUGUAUGCUAAUGUAAUGUAAUGUGCUUAAAUCCCUUCAAGAUCUCAUCUUUAGUUAUUCCUGUUUUUUAUUUUUUAAACUUUUUAUGCUAAACUUCAAAUCCCUAUUUUUGAUUGCUGCAAUUGCUUGUUUGAGUUAAUGGUAAUAUGCUUAGUUUGUUCUUUUUUGGGGUCUGAUAAUGUAAUGUGUGAUUAAACCUGUGUUGCUCGGAAUCUUCAAAAAUUUCAAUGAGUGCGUGCCGGAUACUCCAAAAAGUAGUGCAUUUUGGAGAAUCUGACAGGGGUGUGGCAACAAUUGGAGAGUCCGAGCAAUAUAGGCUUAACCCCUUCCAAGAUCUCAUCUUUAGUUCUUCCUGUUUUAAUUUUCUAAUUUUUCUUGAGCUUCAAAUCCCUGUUUUAGACUGCUGCAUUCUCUUGCUUGAGUUAACGGCAAUAACUAUAGUUCAUGUUACUCUUGUGUUUUGCCGGGGGCUGAUGGAUCUGAAUGCAUCCAUCUUACAGUAGACUAUGGGCUCCAGUUAGACAUUUUGAAUCUUUACAUCCUCUUGCAAAUCGGAGUGGAGAUUAUGCAGCUCCUGAAAUGCAACCAACUGGAUUCAUCUUUGUCAAGAUACGUGGGGGUUUCCAUGAGAUUAGGAAUGCGAUUUCUGAUGUUGUUGUAGUUGCGAGACUCCUCAACGUUACCCUGGUCAUUCCAGAGAUCCAAUCAACCACAAGCAGCAAAGGAAUAAGCACUCAGUUCAAGAGUUUCCCGUACCUCUAUAAUGAGGAUCAGUUCAUAGCAGCACUAGCAAAAGAUGUCAAAAUUGUAAAAACCCUUCCAAAAGAUCUGAAAGGAGCGAGGAGAAAGAAAGAAAUUCCUUCAUUUAAAGUUCCCCAUGGGGCAUCCCCAUAUUUUUACCUGCACCAUGUUCUUCCUAUGUUGACUAAGCACUCUGUGGUUGAGCUUCUUGUUCAUAGUGGUGGAUGCUUGCAGUCUAUCCUGCCUCCACCACUUGUUGAGUAUCAAAAGCUGAGAUGCAGGGUUGCUUUUCAUGCCUUACGGUUCAGAGAGGAGGUCCAAAAUCUCGCUAUUAAAAUCUUGAAUAGAAUAAGAGCUUCAGGACAACCAUUUAUUGCCUAUGAUCCGGGGAUGACCAGAGAUGCUUUAGCAUAUUAUGGUUGUGCAGAACUUUUUCAGGAUGUACAUACUGAACUCAUCAUGCACAGGCGUGCAUGGAUGAUAAAACGUGGAAUUCUGAAGGGGAAUCUUUCUUCAGAUUCAGCAGAACAAUAUCGUAAUGGCUUGUGUCCUCUCAUGCCUGAAGAGAUUGGUAUUCUCCUUCGAGCAUAUGGUUACUCAUCCGACACUAUCAUUUAUAUAUCUGGCGGAGAGGUCUUUGGUGGGGUGAAGAAGUUAAUUCCACUGCAUGCUAUGUUUGAGAAUGUUGUUGAUAGGACUUCCUUAAGCUCUCCUCUGGAGUGGGAUAAAGUAUAUGGUCAGGAGGCAAACCUUGUUGACCAAUAUUCAAUACCUCCACCUUCAGAUAAUGUGGUCAUGAGAUCACACGCAUGGAAAAAUUCUGGCCCACGACCUCGUCCACUACCACCUCCCCCAGCACGACCGAAGAUGUACAAUGUUGAAGGUUGGUGGGGUUGGGUAGCCGAGAGUGACGAUGAGCCGGAAAGUACCAUCAUGGAGUUGAGAACUAAUGCUCAUCGGUUACUGUGGGAAGCAAUUGACUAUAUGGUUUGCACUGAAGCAGAUGUAUUCAUCACUGGAUUUGACCGUGAUGGUAAAGGAAACCCAAAUCUUGCUAGUUUGGUUGUGGGUCAUAGACUGUAUCAGUUUCCUGCAUCUAGAACUUAUGGUCUGGACAGGAAAGAAAUUGCCAAACUUUUUGAGGAGAUUCGCGAUACUCUUUAUCAACCCAACCACACCUGGAUAGCCUCACUGCGCAAACAAUUAAGAAGAAGUUUAAUCGAUGGAUUGUUGGAGGAAUCCAAAAUAUCCAAAUCACGGUCUUUUCUUGCAUUUCCAGUUCCUGAAUGUUCUUGCAUUGUAAAUGAUUCCAUGAAGAGAUUAGUCAACAAUUCAAGCCCUAUGCCAAAAUAUGAUAUUCCAGUGUUUUCUGGACAAAUAGACCAAUGCCCUUCUUGGAUGAAUGUCCCCACUUCUUCUCAAUCAACGGAAGAAACAGAAGAGGAAAAUGACAAAGAUGAUUCUGCCUCCUCGGGUCUGUUCUUGUGGCUGGGUAAUGGCGAUCAAGAAGGUGAUAGCGGAGACAUUAGCAACAAAGAAGAAGCUCUUGUGGAGGAUCAAGAAGAACUCGAAGGAGGAGAAAGAUAGGAAUAGAGAACCAACUUGUCAGAAAAAGAAAAGAACAACUCUCGCUAACUGCAUUGGUCUCUUUUUAACAACACAUGCAGACUAGGGAAGCUCGUACGACUUGAGGUAAGCUUAGCUAGACCAACAGCUGCUCCAACUGACAUUUCUGAUUGUUGGGAAUCCAAUUUUCACAGAAGAACAGUUGUAGUUUAGGGUGACACUUGAUUUCUGGUAAUCUGGAUACAAAAUGGAAGCUGGUGGUGUAAAGUAUUUCACAAUUGUGUAGAGCUAGUUAAACAGGAAAGAGUUUAAGUUCUACGCACCGUCGAUGUAAAAAAUAUUUACACAAUCACUUCACAUGAUGAGAGUAGGAUUGUAGUAAGUUAUAACUCUUAUUGAUUCUGCUCUAUUUUAUGAUAUUUUUAAGGUCCUGUAUUUGGGACUUAUUAGCAUAUUA
This is a messenger RNA of Solanum tuberosum (potato), 2914 nucleotides long. RefSeq lists its product as uncharacterized. Lineage: Eukaryota; Viridiplantae; Streptophyta; Magnoliopsida; Solanales; Solanaceae. The coding region runs from base 634 to 2478 and encodes 614 amino acids. Gene Ontology annotation, cellular component: endosome; cytoplasm; trans-Golgi network. The transcript is spliced from 10 exons. The record is from RefSeq and is a predicted model, not a curated record.